GGGAGUGUUCGAGGAUUCGCGUUGGUAAACCUUGUUCCCUGUUCCUUGUUCGGAGUUCCCUGGCCGGGCAUUGCAUUUCAUGAUUUCUUCUUGCUUUCGCUCCCUCUUAACUAUCCUCCCCUAAUGAAUUACCCUCUUGCCUUGGUCCUCUUGGUCCUCCAAAGAACCAUUGACCCCGGAGCGGCCCGUGUGCGACCUUGGGUAGGGCGGGCUUGGCUGCGCCGAGUGUGGCCCUGGACCCAACUGGGAGAGUCCGAGGGAGUUUGGGGUCUCGGAGUCUCGCAGUGGGGAGGAGUGCAUAUCACCGAACGCGUCUCGUGGAGGGCAGCUGGGUUCGGAGGUUUCGCGGUAGUUUGCCGCUGUGUGUGUGAAGGCGUGGAAAGUGCCAUGAACUGUGGUAACAGAACACCGCAGUUAGAUGUGUAGAAUCCCAAGUUGUUCUAGAACUGGAGUGGCGAUUUACUGAAGUAAUCUAACUGGACUCUUCGCAUCCACGUUUUCGUUUUUUUCUCCACUCUGCAGUCAGCACAAUCUUUUAACAUCCUGAAUUUGAUCCACUCACCUCCCGCUUAAAACUGUUUUAAAUUUAAGAAGAGAGUGCCCAAUAGCCUGUCCGAUUCUACCGUGGAAGCAAGAGUGGAGGAAGUGAAGCGGGGGGAAGCUGGCAAGAUGAGCCAUGUUGGAACAAAACGUGCCUAGGAGACAUAUGGAAAGUUUUAUGGAAGUACUUGUCUGGCUAUGCUAGAUGCUGGAAAUUAAUUGGUGAACAAGAUGAAGUCUGGUCUUAGAGAUAGACAUGGAGAAAGUACAAGAAGGGGGAAAGAGCCAUGGAACAUGUGAAAGGGGAUGUAUGCUACUUAAUGGGGAGUUAAGUAUGCUACUUAAUGGGGAGUCGGGAAGGCCUCUAUGAGGAAAUGUCAUUUGAGACUUGAAGGAUGAUUAGGAGAAGGGGGUUUGGGCUUAGCUGUAGGGGCAGAAGGAACAGCAGGUGCAAAGCCUUGGGAAGCAGGGAAAGCACAUGUGGCUCGUGGAAUUGAGAAUAUGCUGGUGUGGCUGGAUAUGAGGCUGACAGGGUAGACAGAGGGCAGAGGGUGCCUUCUUUUCAACUUUGUUUCUCUAGCUCCGUGCCUGGUGCACAGUAGUCCUUAAAUGUUUAUAUGAUUAAAAUACACGUGGGUCUGGACUGGCGUAGGGAGGUGAGGCUGGGAUCUGACUCAUGGACAAUGGAGAUCAAAGGAAGAAACAAAGGUCCUAGGAGGUCCCACACUCAGAAGUCUCCAGAGACCAGCCAUACUCCUUCCCUAAUAACGCCAGCUGCUGUUCGGCUUUAGCUUAUUGUUUCCAUGUGGGAACAUGGGCUCACUUUUUCCUCAGAUAUUUCCAAUUUUGCAAGAGGAGCUGGAAGUUGAAAUUUAUGUGAACUCUUACAAUUUUUAAAUGUUGACAACUAAUUCAGAAAAUUUUUGAAACAUUCUUUGGGUGAAACAAUGCAUGGGGGGCUGCCAGUUUGAGAACUCUUACCUGAGACCUCUAGAGAUUGAGUAAGGAGAUUCAGCGUGAGUGGGAAGUGAUGGAGGAGAGAAGGUAGUGGUCGGGAAGGAGGAUUUUAGAAUGCGGAGAUUUUGAACAAGGUGGCACAGCUUGAUUUCAUUUCUGAACUCUAGUUUCAUUUGUUCAGCUACCUGCUGGGCAUAUUCAGAGGAAUAUCCUAUGGUAUUUCCUCAAAGACACUUCUAAAAGUGAUUUCCUCAUUUCUUCCAUAUCUGCUCCUCGUCAGGGGUCACCUAUUUCUCAUGGCAGUACUUUUCCUAGCCUCGCUGGCUCAAAACAGAGCUAUUUAAGAUUUUUCCUACUCCCGUAUUCUGUAUCCAAUAUAUUUUGUUGGGUCCUUUUGAUUUUCUUUUUCUGUAAUAACUUUCAUUCAUUUUGUUCUCUUCUUGCAAUUUUUUUGCCUUCUUAGUUUAGAUUUUAUACCCCCAAUGUUCCACACUGCCUCCACCUUCACUCACUUGAGUCCAUUCCUCAUAUUGGUAUAAGAAUCAUUUUUCUAAAUAGGGGAUUUAUUAUGAAUGCCAGUACUUAAUUGAACUCUUAUGCCAGCCCUUAAAGCAGAACACUUUGCAUUAAUUAUCUCACUGAGUUCAUACAUUAACUGUGUGAGCAGGGCACAGUUAAUAACUUUUUUUUUUUUUUUUGAGGGUCAUGUCCUGUCACCUAGGCUGGUGUGCAGUGGCUCAAUCAUGGCUCAUUGCAGCCUUGACCUCCUGGCUCAAUUGAUCCACCUCAGCUGGUACUACAGGUGCAUGGCACUGUACCUGGCAAAGUUUUAAAAUUUUUGUAGAGAUGGGGUCUUACUGUGUUUCCUAGGCUUGUCUUCAGCUUCUGGGCUCUGACAAUCCCACCACCUCGGCCUCCCAAAGUGUUGCAAUUACAGUAUAUUUAAAGUUGGAGUUUGUUGCUAAAGAUGGCAGACCCAGAUGUCCUCACUGAAGUUCCAGCAGCAUUGAAGCGGUUAGCCAAGUAUGUGAUCCGGGGAUUUUAUGGCAUUGAGCAUGCCUUGGCCUUGGACAUCUUGAUCAGGAACCCCUGUGUGAAAGAGGAGGAUAUGCUGGAGCUGCUCAAGUUUGAUCGGAAGCAACUUCGAUCAGUUUUGAAUAAUUUAAAGGGAGACAAGUUUAUCAAAUGCAGAAUGAGGGUAGAGACUGCUGCAGAUGGGAAAACCACUCGCCAUAACUACUACUUCAUCAAUUAUCGUACUCUUGUUAAUGUGGUAAAAUAUAAACUGGACCACAUGAGAAGGAGGAUUGAGACCGAUGAGAGAGAUUCGACCAACCGGGCUUCCUUCAAAUGUCCUGUCUGUAGUAGUACUUUCACAGACUUAGAAGCUAAUCAGCUCUUUGAUCCUAUGACAGGAACUUUCCGCUGUACUUUUUGCCAUACAGAGGUAGAAGAGGAUGAGUCAGCAAUGCCCAAAAAAGAUGCACGCACACUUUUGGCAAGGUUUAAUGAACAAAUUGAGCCCAUUUAUGCAUUACUUCGGGAGACAGAGGAUGUGAAUUUGGCCUAUGAAAUACUUGAGCCAGAACCCACAGAAAUCCCAGCCCUGAAACAGAGCAAGGACCAUGCAGCAACUACUGCUGGAGCUGCUAGCCUAGCAGGUGGGCACCACCGGGAAGCAUGGGCCACCAAAGGUCCUUCCUAUGAAGACUUAUACACUCAGAAUGUUGUCAUUAACAUGGAUGACCACGAAGAUCUUCAUCGAGCCUCACUGGAAGGGAAAUCUGCCAAAGAGAGGCCCAUUUGGUUGAGAGAAAGCACUGUCCAAGGGGCAUAUAGUUCUGAAGAUAUGAAAGAAGGGGACAUAGAUAUGGAUGCAUUUCAGGAGCAUGAGGAAGGCCGUGCUGGGCCUGAUGACAAUGAAGAGGUCAUGCGAGCACUGCUCAUUCACGAGAAAAAGACUUCCUCUGCCAUGGCUGGUUCAGUGGGGGCGGCUGCUCCAGUGACCACUGCCAAUGGCAGUGACUCGGAAAGCGAGACCAGUGAGUCAGAUGAUGAUUCUCCACCCCGUCCGGCCGCUGUGGCUGUGCAUAAACGAGAAGAGGAUGAAGAGGAAGACGACGAGUUUGAAGAAGUAGCAGAUGACCCCAUUGUCAUGGUGGCUGGCCGUCCGUUCUCCUACAGUGAAGUGAGCCAACGGCCAGAGCUAGUGGCCCAGAUGACACCAGAAGAAAAGGAAGCAUAUAUAGCAAUGGGACAACGCAUGUUUGAGGACCUCUUUGAGUGAGCUUUCCCUACUUCUUUCUCCUUUCUCUAAUGCUCAGUUCAAAAAGAAAUGUCUCAUCUUUGAAGAAAAGUAUUUAAAUGGCUUUCUGCCCGUCUUGAUGUAAGCAACUGUCGAUCCUUAUGCAAAGAAUGAUGGUAGAGAGUUUGACUUUUAUGCCAGAAACUUUCCCAGCAAGGUAGGGUGCUGGGAAUCCUACCCUUCCUUGCUGUCACUACAGUAUUAAUAUUUUACUGUAUUUUCUUUUCUUUUUUUUUUUGAGACGAAGUCUCACUCUUGUCCCCCAGGCUGGAGUGCAAUGGCGCGAUCUCGGCUCACUGCAACCUCUGCCUCCCGGGUUCAAGCGAUUCUCCUGCCUCAGCCUCCCAAGUAGCUGGGAUUACAGGCGCCCGCCACCAUGCCCAGCUAAUUUUUUGUAUUUUUAAUAGAGACAGGGUUUCACCAUGUUAGCCAGGAUGAUCUUGAUCUCCUGACCUCAUGAUCCACCCAUCUCGGCCUGCCGAAGUGCUGUAUUUUCUUAUCUAAUUUUUUUCUUGCCUUAUUAAGACAUAAUUUUCUCCCUUCUGAAAUGAGUGAGGGAAGUUCAUAAGGUAAAUCCUUCCCAUCCAUCUGUUUACUACAAUAGGUUACAAUAAUUCACUGAUCACAUCCAUUUUAUCUGUUCUAGCCAGGCAUUCCAAACAAUUUCUUAUAUUGCUGCCCACCAAAGCAGCUUGCCAACAGUCAAAUCAUUGAUUGGGGGAAAAAAUCCUGAAACUUGCUUAGAAUUUGAGCAUUUCCUCAAAAUUGAGAUGGGUCAAUAUGUAAGGGGAGGUGGGAGUGUGUGUGGAAGGGGGAUAGAUAUAAUUGAGUCUCAUGAUUAAUGUCUAAACCAGAAUUUGUGUCUUUAGAACAGACCAGACUGGUAGAUUUUAUUGUAUUGCUUAAUGUCUUUUGGUUUGGAUUUAGGAUGAUAGAAAACAGAAAGUAUAAUUGGUAAACCCUUAGGAAGAAAUUAGAAAAACAUGGACAUAAGACAAGAAGUCUGUAUAAAGGGUUGAAGAGUGACAAGCAUUGGGAACAGUGCCUUAGAACUGUGUCAGUUAGUCUGAUUUGGAAAUCCUUUAUAUAAAGCUGAGACUGGUCCUGGUUUUGUUCCCUUUGGGUACAGACCUCUUGUCAGUGCUAUAAAUUGUUUAAUGAGGCCAUUCCAGCAGAAAUCAACAGAAUAAUUGAUUACUCUUCUCUCUGUCUGUCACUCUCCCUCUUUCUAAACAUCACUGAAGGCUGUCUGUCUUUUAAUUCUUGUCAGACACGGUAUUUUAGGGUGCAUCCAGUAUACCAUUGAGCAUUGUAACCUCAAGAAACAGUUUAUUUUGGGUUCUGAUAUGUAACAUGGUAUUUUCCCUAAGGCAGAACUUUAAAAAUAAAGAACUUUCACACAAGGGUCUAUAACAAUUGUAUAUCUUACAAUAUUUUUCCUUGCAUUGUAAUUUUUAAGUAUUUAUCAUUUUAUAGUACACUUAUAAAGAAUAUAGAGCCUUGUAUGGAGUGAUGUUUCAUUUACCUGGGUUGUAUUAAUGACUGAAUGUUGACAAUAAAUCUGUUUUAUACUGA
Molecule: messenger RNA, 5377 nt
Organism: Pongo pygmaeus (Bornean orangutan)
Lineage: Eukaryota; Metazoa; Chordata; Mammalia; Primates; Hominidae
Gene: GTF2E1
Product: general transcription factor IIE subunit 1
Exons: 5
Coding region: 2465-3784 (439 amino acids)
Biological process (GO): transcription initiation at RNA polymerase II promoter
Cellular component (GO): transcription factor TFIIE complex
Source: RefSeq, a predicted model, not a curated record